UAAUCUUACGAACGCACAUAUCAAGUAUGGCGGUCGCUUUCAAUUCGUUCGACGAAGCAGAGGAAUAUAUCCGUCUUCACGAGUCAAGAACCAAGAUUUUUCAUCACUUGCAAAAGCUCCCAUCAAAUUUGAUGUCCGACAGGGUCUUAAAAUUCCUUUCUCCAAAGUUCCAUUUGUCAACAUUGCCCGGGAAGCAAGGGAGUGCCACUAUGGACCUGGCAGAAUAUACUGAACCGGAUGACCCAAACCGAAAGAGAAGAAGAUUAAGAAGGAUAAAGAAAAUGGGAUGUCCAGCCAUCAUCAAGAUUAAAACUGUCAUCUACCUCCCAAGAUUUAAGGUUUCUGAUCCAGUAACAAAAUACAAAAUCCGACUGGCAGUCAAUGAAAUGCGUACUCAGGAAGUGAGACCAGAAGACAAGCAGAUGGUGUUUGUACUGUUCUGUAACAAGCACCAAAACCACCCUGGAUUGAAGUACACUCUGCCUCAGUAAGUCAGGGUGAUAUUCAUGAUUUGGUACCAGAGCCGAUAAAUGAAGAAAUAGUACCAGCUGACUGCAGCAUUGAGUCAUGGUUGAAUUCCUGUAAGCUUAGCAAGCAUGUAAAGUCAUUCCACGACAGAGGUUACUACUUUGCCCGACAGCUCGGACAUAUCACCUUGGACGUGAGAAUGCUUCGGCCAUUUGAUAAAGAGCUAUUUGACUUAUCCUAAAUUAAUACACAUGGGCCUCACUCUGGGAAAAUGGGGCUAAACACAUAUAAGUAAAGAGUCACCCAUAUAAGCCAGUGCAGUGCGCACAAGCUAAUCAAAGAUGACAUUUUCUGUAGACUGGAUUUUGUUUAGAAGAGACUUGAUUUAAACCAAAAAUUUGAUAAAAGCGGAAAGGCUUGUCCCUGGUUAGCCUAUGGGGACUGCACAGGCUGAUCUAGGAUGACACUUUAUGCACAUGCAUAAAGCUCUAUUUUCCCAGAGCAAGACUCAAAUACAACUUCAGUGAGACAUUGAACUUAAAAUUUAAACUCUUUCGAACCAGAUAAAUGCAAAGUAUUUCAUCAGAGGGGAUAAUCAUGUGAUUAUCAAGAUAGUGACAGGCAUUUUUCGCCGUUUUUUACACUAUUUUUGUAUUAAGUUAUUAAAUUCCGCUCACUUUCCAGCCAUUAUUAGCAAAAAAGUUACUGACGUUUAUUUCAUGGUUAUAUUCGCUCUAUAUCUAGACUUUACCUGCAGCAACAUUUCUUAGCGGGAUGACCUUAUUAGGGCUCAACUAAAAAAAUUUACGGGAGGUAAGUCGAGAUAAAAAAGAAAAUUUAAAUACAAAAUAAACGCUUAUCACCUUUUUACUGAUAUGGCCGGAAAGUGAGCGUCAUUAAAAAAAAAUAAAGUAAUAAAGGGUAUAAAAAUAACUGUCUCUUCAUGGACGUCGCCAUCUUGACUAUCACGUGACUACCCCCUCUGUCAAAGAGGAGAUAACUCCUUUGUAACUUACUGAUUCUAUGUAAAUCCUGUAGCAACUCUGAAUUUUGUUUCUUUCCCCUUAAUCUGUUUGUCGUGGUUAUGAUAGAAAAUAUCAAAAUGUUGUUACAAUUAUGAUAUAGUUCAUAAAACAAGAGGAACAUUAAGUCAAAUUUUACUGAUAAUUUAGUUCAGCUAGGAUAUGUCUGAACUAAUUGUAUCAAUAUGGCAUGUCAUAAAAAUGAAGGGCAAUGUCUUUAUAUGCUCCCCCAAAUUUUUUUGGGGGAGCAUAUAGUCGCAGCUUCGUCUGUCCGUCCGUCCGUGUGUCUGUGCGUCCGUCCGUCCGUCUUUUUUCUGUCUGUCUGUCUGCCUCUCUGCCUGUCUGCGUGUCUGCCUAUCUGCGAGUCUGUUUGUCUGUGUGUCUGUGUAUCUGUGUGUCUGGGUGACUGUCUCUUGUCCUUAUGAUGAUAUGGCAAAUUAACAAUUAACAACACUGGUGAUUUGUUUCAUUUUUCUAUCCACAACAGAUGAUUCCAGCGUAAUACCAAAAAAUCUGGGGUGAACACAAUUUUCAUUAAAACUGCAGCAUAUGUCCUUAUGUAUUGCGUUUAUUUCUGUGUAAAUUAUUCUCUGACAUCGACACACACACAUAUAUAUAUAUAUUACCUACAUAACCAAUUAACAACUUAAGACUUUGAGCUACCACUGACGCUUGCAACUUAAAGCCACACACCUUGAAAUAAAAGUAAAUUUAAGUAUAAAGAAGAAACAUAUUUGAUCUAUGCCAAUUAGAAUAUAUCUGGUGGUAACAAGGUAGAAAUCCGUCUUUUUUUGCGCUUUAAAACUUAAAAAUAAUUAGCGUUUGUUGAAAUGGACGUAUAUGUCUAGAAAUUAACAUUCGGUUUUAAAGCGGUAUCGUUUGAAAAAUAAUAAAUUACUUUCUUACUAGGCAAUAGAUUUAAUUUUAUCUAUGCCAAUUAGAGUAUAUCUGGUGGUUACAAGGUAGAAAUCCGUCUUGUUUGCGCUUUAAAACUUAAAAAUAAUCGCGUUUGUCGAAAUGGACGUAUACAUAUAGAAAUCCUACUUUCGGUUUAAAAAAAUAAAAUAAAUUACUUGCUAACUAGCCUAUAGAUUUAAUGACAAUUUUUGCGCACUUAUAUGUAUUGAUUUACAUGUAUUUCAUUUCAAGGUGUAUGGCUUUAUCUUCAUUUGGCGCCAAGUGGCUAUUGUGUAUUUAUAGAUUUAAACUAAAGAAAGAGAAGAUCCAAAAUCCAGCUGAAACGGAUGAGUCACAGCCGAAUACAUAUUACUUUUAAUGACGCAUGUAGGUAAUCUAAAGUGCAUAUUUUUGUUAAAGUGCUAUUCAGAAUAUGUGUCUAGUUCUUAAUGAAAAUUGAGACGAUAUUUUUGAUACAAUUUAACGUCCAAUACUUUAUGUAGAUAAACUCGUUAUAAAUUUUGGCUUUUGAAAACCAUUAUUAUUUUGCCUUUUUACAUUGUAUGGCGAUGAUCUUGAUAUAUCAUUACACGUUUCUAUGUAUCUAACGUUUUGUUUUAAUUUUAUAUCAAACGCGACUUGUAGUUGAUACUCGUUUUGGUUUCAUUUAAAAGUCUCUCCGACAUUAACAAUUCAACUGCUUUGGGUUGUGUCCAACAAUUACCAAGUUAAAUUGUAAUUAAAUUGAAAUAUAUUCUCUUCUAUUAUAAAUUUUGCUAUUUAAUUUGAAUGGUGAUGCUCUGAGGUUUUUCUGCAAAUAGUUCUGGGCUAAGUGUGUGUUUUGUUCUCCACAAAGCUCGUUGAAACCCCUAUGAGUUGUAUUUGAGAUUAUGUAUAGUCUCUUAUAACUCAAUUAUAAGUGGCAUUUGUGUACUGUGUUUUAAAGUUAUUUUAUAUAUGAUUAACUAGGUACAUGAUGAUGAGACUUUAAUAAACUAUCUUAUCUUA
Molecule: messenger RNA, 3395 nt
Organism: Dreissena polymorpha
Lineage: Eukaryota; Metazoa; Mollusca; Bivalvia; Myida; Dreissenidae
Exons: 6
Coding region: 27-491 (154 amino acids)
Molecular function (GO): DNA-binding transcription factor activity
Source: RefSeq, a predicted model, not a curated record